Messenger RNA from Paraphaeosphaeria sporulosa, 987 nucleotides. RefSeq lists its product as uncharacterized. NCBI's taxonomy places the organism in Eukaryota, Fungi, Ascomycota, Dothideomycetes, Pleosporales, Didymosphaeriaceae. Gene Ontology annotation, molecular function: oxidoreductase activity, acting on paired donors, with incorporation or reduction of molecular oxygen; heme binding; iron ion binding. The coding region runs from base 164 to 514 and encodes 116 amino acids. The record is from RefSeq and is a predicted model, not a curated record. The transcript has a single exon.
UGUCAAUGAGGCACACUGAACAAGUGUGCGAAAUAGCUUCGAAGAAAAUGCUUGCGUCGCGAAGUAAAACACACAGUCAACAGAAACAGCGAACUGCCAUGUGAUGUAGCCUGGCGCUCCUACCCGAUCCAGCAAAUGCAGAUCUGGGCUGAUGUGCUAAUAAAUGUUUGCCAGCAUGCCGCGUGUGUGGUGCAUGCCCGGUCUUUGCGAGGCACUGCAUCUAGAUGACGAUACACGAGGUGAUAACUCCCUCGCAUUCGACCCUGAGUGUUUCUAUGCGAACCCAAAGCUCCAGGACUCCAAGGCUUUUCGGCCCUUCGGUGGAGCUGCGCGACGGACUGUUGGAUACUUCGUCUCCGUAUUGAUCACUCGAUUCGACCUUGCUGUUGACCAGGAAUCUUCUUCCAGCUUUCCACUCUCCGACCUUGCGAAGCCUGCCGCCGGGAUUCCUCUUUCCCAAGCGGGAGAUGAUGUCGAGCUCUUGUUUGGCGAGCGGAGAGAGGAAGGACGAUAAACGCCGCGUUGAAGUCAAGUUGGGGUAGUACAUUAAACGGCUAUGUUACCUUUCCAGGGCAAUUGCCUAGAAGCCGUGGUAUGGGUACUGGGUAUUCGUAUCAGUUUUUUAUUUCGUCCGUGUUGAAUUAAAUUAUCGUGAGUGUAGCGGGCCACCUGAAACACAGCACCUGAGUACUACUGCAACCACACCCGAUAAGAGUUCUAAAUAUUGUGUCGUUCGUGCAUUGCUGCUGCACAUCUGAUUCCGCUCACACGACAUUGCGCAGUCCUCUCGGCCCUGAGCUGUCAUCGCUUCACAGUACUGGAAUCUCUGUAGGCAUGCUCAUAAGCGUAGCAUAGACUAGACUAGCCAUGAUUCCUCGACAGGCGUGCCAUGAUGGGAGUCUGGGUAAGAGAGCGAUGGGGGAAGGCGGGGGUUCAUAUUCCCAGCAUGCUAAGUUUUUGAAGUAUGGUCUGACUUGGGUCAGCUGG